Molecule: messenger RNA, 1083 nt
Organism: Trypanosoma brucei brucei TREU927
Lineage: Eukaryota; Euglenozoa; Kinetoplastea; Trypanosomatida; Trypanosomatidae
Exons: 1
Coding region: 1-1083 (360 amino acids)
Source: RefSeq, a predicted model, not a curated record
AUGAUGCAACGUUGCGGCACUUCACUGAGUCGCCUGUGCUUCCGCCGCUUAUUGCGUACACCACUCCUUGUUUAUUCUAUACCACCAAUUCGUGAUGUGCCAUCGGGGAUAGCACACUGCCCAUUGAGCUGCAGCAUGCGUAUGGUCACUUCUUCGAAUGAUGACGAGUUUGUGUUUGAUCCUACUCUCAGUAUCCAGAAGGACGCCGCGAUACACACGGCCAAGAAAAGCUUCGAAACUAUUGUACUCGAGUAUGUUCCUGCGCACGCUCCCGAGGAGGCGAGGCAGAAGGUGAAGUCGUACCUGACCCAGCACCCAAUCGACAUACUUAUAACGCAACCUAAGGUGCAAAUCACUCACUUGGAAGACGCAGAGUCGGGGGCAGAGACAAAAGUUUCAUUGAGUCCGUGUGACCUUCCCGAGGCGCUGCAGCAGGCAAGGGAGCGUGGGAUGAAUCUCGUUCAAAUGGGGGCGCGUGGAGAUGUGGCGUACUGCAGGAUCCGCCGUGAGUCCGCCCGCAUUCUGAGUCUCAUACACACCGAACUUGAGGCCCUUCGCGAGCAGGAGGAGAAACAACAGGGGAAAGGACGCGGUGGGGUGCAGGCAGCGGCUAAAAUGGGUGAGCUCAUUGACCACACAUUCCGUGACGCAGUGGAUGCCCAUUUUGUUGGGUGGCGAAGCAAGAAAAUAGUGGAAGAUAUCAGGAGGCGGCACCCGGUGAAGUUGACUAUCAAGGAGUUUCAAUCACCCGAGUGUGCUAUCGGUAAGCUUAGGGAGAUGUGCCAGGCGAUGCAGCAUUACGCACAGGAGAAGGUCAUAUACCACCACUUCACCAGCAUCGUGGCAAAUGAUCGCGAAGCAAGUAUUACUUUUGCCCCUGCGCUGCCCAUGGCCAAGAGUGAUUCGUGGAAACAUAUAAAGUACCCGGGCGAGAAGGAAUGGACUAAUGCUUUGAGGCGAAUGGAAGAUGCGUGUCGUAAAAGUGGGCGUUAUGGCACGUAUGCAAAAAGCAACAAACUCAAGUUGCGCUCCUUGGGUCAGACAUCAUAUCGUGUAGACAAAUACGGGAGGAAGAUGGAUUAA